This is a messenger RNA of Tachyglossus aculeatus (Australian echidna), 1710 nucleotides long. RefSeq names its product coronin 1A (gene CORO1A). Gene Ontology annotation, biological process: cell migration; actin filament organization. Gene Ontology annotation, molecular function: actin filament binding. The record is from RefSeq and is a predicted model, not a curated record. NCBI's taxonomy places the organism in Eukaryota, Metazoa, Chordata, Mammalia, Monotremata, Tachyglossidae. The transcript is spliced from 11 exons. The coding region runs from base 142 to 1515 and encodes 457 amino acids.
UUGACAGGAGCAUCCUUUCGCUGGGCGGGUGCUCCGUGGCUUCGGCUCCAUCCUCCUCCUCCUCUUCUUCCUCGUCCUUGGAGCCGCAGGGUCCUCCCUGGCUCUCUUUCUCUCUCUCUCUCUCUGUGUCUGUCUAGCAGGAUGAGCAGGCAGGUGGUGCGCAGCAGCAAGUUCCGCCAUGUCUUUGGCCAGCAGGCCAAGGCGGACCAGUGCUACGAGGACGUGCGGGUGUCCCAGACCACCUGGGACAGCGGCUUCUGCGCCGUCAAUCCCAAGUUCGUGGCACUGAUCUGCGAGGCCAGCGGCGGGGGAGCCUUCCUGGUACUACCCUUGGCUAAGACCGGCCGGGUGGACAAGAAUGUCCCCACGGUGUGCGGCCACACGGCUCCUGUGCUGGACAUUGCCUGGUGUCCCCACAACGACCACGUCAUCGCCAGCGGCUCCGAGGACUGCACCGUAAUGGUGUGGGAGAUCCCCGAUGGGGGCCUGACCCUGCCGCUCCGGGAGCCCGUGGUCACUCUGGAGGGACACACCAAGCGGGUGGGCAUCGUGGUCUGGCACCCGACGGCCCAGAACGUGCUGCUCAGCGCAGGCUGCGACAACGUGGUGCUCGUGUGGGACGUGGGGACGGGGGCGGCGGUGCUGACCCUGGGGCCGGACACGCACCCCGACACCAUCUACAGCGCCGACUGGAGCCGGGACGGCGCCCUCCUCUGCACCUCCUGCCGGGACAAGAGGGUCCGCGUGAUUGACCCUCGCAAGGGCACCGUCAUCAUCGAGAAGGAACGGCCUCACGAGGGGACGCGGCCGGUCCGAGCGGUGUUCGUGACGGAGGGCAAGAUCCUGACCACGGGAUUCAGCCGCAUGAGUGAGAGGCAGGUGGCUCUCUGGGACAUGAAGAAGCUGGACGAGCCGCUGUCGCUGCAGGAGCUGGACACGAGCAGCGGGGUCCUGCUGCCCUUCUUUGACCCCGACACCAACAUCGUUUACCUCUGUGGCAAGGGGGACAGCUCAAUCCGGUACUUUGAGAUCACCGACGAGGCCCCGUUCCUACACUUCCUGUCCAUGUUCAGCUCCAAGGAGUCCCAGAGGGGAAUGGGCUACAUGCCCAAGCGCGGGCUGGAGGUCAACAAGUGUGAAAUCGCCAGGUUCUACAAACUGCACGAGCGGAAGUGUGAACCCAUUGCUAUGACGGUGCCCAGGAAGUCAGACCUGUUCCAAGAGGACCUGUACCCUCCCACGGCCGGGCCCGACCCGGCCCUGACGGCCGAAGAGUGGCUGGGGGGCAAGAACGCGGCCCCGCUCCUGGUGUCCCUGAAGGACGGAUACGUGCCCCCCAAGAGCCGGGAGCUGAGGGUCAACCGGGGGCUGGAGACCGGGCGCAAGCGGGGGACCCCGGAGGCCGGCACGGAAGCGGUGUCCCGGCUGGAGGAAGAGGUGCGCCAGCUGCGGACCACGCUGCAGGAACACCAGCGACGCCUGGAUGAGCUGGAGCUGAAAAUUGGAGGGAAAUAAGAGAAGCGAGACGACGGGGGAGCGCGGGGGGCGGGAGGGGAGGGCUUGGCUAGACCCCUCCAGAUCCUACUGAACAAGCUGCCCUCAACUGAGACCAUCCUGGACCCCCUCCAGCCCUCCCCUUUCACGGCCGGGGAGGGGAGAGAGUUGUGAAGGGGCUGGGAAGAAAAAUUAUAACGGAUUUAUUUUCUGAUA